Argiope bruennichi is the source of this 1396-nucleotide messenger RNA. RefSeq lists its product as uncharacterized. Lineage: Eukaryota; Metazoa; Arthropoda; Arachnida; Araneae; Araneidae. The record is from RefSeq and is a predicted model, not a curated record. The coding region runs from base 487 to 1278 and encodes 263 amino acids. Gene Ontology annotation, molecular function: insulin-like growth factor binding. Gene Ontology annotation, biological process: regulation of signal transduction; regulation of cell growth. The transcript has 6 exons. Gene Ontology annotation, cellular component: extracellular region.
CUCAGUCGGAGGUAGAUACCACUCUGAUCCUGUAUCCUUGUCUCGGAGGGCCGAAUAAAGUCCUUUUUUCCUCCCCCGAAAAGGUUCAUCGAUCUUCUUCAAGUCAUUUCAUGCUCAUGUGCCCUUCCUGUCUGCUUCGGUGGUGAAUUUAAAUUGUGUUUCUGGCCCUACUUUUUGGUUUAGAACACAUUAGCACUUUGGUCUUUCCGAUACAUUGGACACCAUUAUUUUUAUUUUACGCAGAGAAAGUUAUAAGAAGACAAAUUCAUUCACAUCUGGUAAUAAGUUACCGGAUCCUGUGAAUUACUUUCCGGACGCAACUUAUUUCGAAAACAAUAACAACAACAAAAAAAGGCAAUAAAUUUAUCAUGAUUUCAAAAUUUUCAUAACAAAUUUAUUUUUUCCUCCAGCUACGUCAUAUACACAAAGAAUAUUAGAUACAAACUCAACUGAUAUAUAAGGAAAAAUGGUUAUAUAUUUCGAAAAAUGAUGAAAUACCAUUUGGUAACGAUGUACUUCAUGCUCACUUACAUGUUAAUCAUAAAGAGCAAUGAUGGAAGUCAAGCUAAAACAUCUAAUUCUUCCUUUAUUGAAACAAAGAAUCUUAGCUGCGCUUCGAAUGGAAGAGGUAGAUUUAAAAGAUCUUAUUUUACAACGCACCUACCGCUGCAUUGCCCACCAUGCGAACAGAUUCACUGCUUCAAAAACAAAAGGCGGCGUUUACAUUGCAAAGGUGGUUGGACUCUAGGUAUUUGUGGAUGUUGCAAGGUAUGUGCAAAAGUAGAAGGAGAAGAAUGUGGUGGACAACAUAAAUAUCUUGGUAAAUGUGACGAAGGACUGGUAUGUGAACCUCAAGAACCAAGGGUCAUUAGCUUUAUACACAAUGGAAUAAAAACUGUUUAUAAAGUUGAAAAAGGAAUAUGCAGAAAAGGUUUUACACAACCUUAUGAGUUUCAAGACAUUUGUAAACCUAAAUGCUCUCCAGCAUUUUGUAUGAAAAAUCCCAGAGGAAUUUGUUCAGCAAAUGAAAAUGGCGAGAGUUUUCAAGAAUGUCAAGGCUUUUGUCAGCACACCUCCUGCCGAGCGUGCAAGUUUGUAGAAUCCCACCAGCCCUGUGCGACCUGCACGAAAGACGACUUCAAAUGCAUUCGUGAGUUCGGAAGAUGCAUUCGGAAAGAAGCUUGCAAGGCUAAAGAUUAUCCCUGCGGGAAACUGAAAUUCAAUUGGAUAUCGGAAAGAAAAUUUCAGUGUAAAGUUCCGCCAUGCCAGCCUCAAUAAAAGAAACUGAAAUAUGAAGCUUCUACCCAACAAUAUUGCAUUCAUUACUUUUUUAACUGUUUCUUUCUACAAAUUAAAAUAUUUUUUUUGGUGUGUGUAAUAUAAAUUUGAAGCUUUU